UAGUGAUGCUGGGAGCGAGAGAACUGUGCACAGAGGAGCAAUUUGACUGUUUAGCGGGCGUGUUUGCAAGAUGUGCAGGUUCUUCUUGUUUUUCUUUUGUUGCCGGCUGCCCUGGCCCAGCCACAGCCACAGCUACCAAUUCAGCUGUCCGUUUGGAUGCGCUGUGCUUGGAUGUGCAAGAAAAGCGCUUCAUACAGCCAAUCAUUGUGGAAGCCCAUGGUCGAUCAGCCACGGAGGUUCCUUUUCUUCUUAUUGCUUUCCCUGCCGGCGUUAGCCGGACUGAAGGUAAGAGCUCACAUUCCGAGACCGACCAUGCUGCCCGCCACUGCACGAACCCGUGCGCACCUUCGUGAGAUCAGGUCGUCGCUCACAGGCUCGUCGCUGCCGAUGAAAGAGAGGCCGAGCAGGUGAACCAGAUCAGCCUGGUGGAGAGCCCAAGGAUCCACCUUGGUGGCCGACCUAUACUCUUUAAACAUGCUGCUUAGAUGGUGAUUUGACAAGAGAGCACCAGUGUCUCGGUCCAGG
Molecule: messenger RNA, 525 nt
Organism: Durusdinium trenchii
Lineage: Eukaryota; Dinophyceae; Suessiales; Symbiodiniaceae
Source: the annotation of a GenBank genome assembly